UGGGAUCCGGAGCUGCGACCAUGGCGAACGUCGCGAGUUCGAGGGAGCGGCGGAUCGUGGUGGCGGUGGACGAGAGCGAGGAGAGCCUGAGCGCGCUGCGGUGGUGCCUGCGCAAUCUCGUCCGGCCUGCUCCCGGCGAUGGGUCAGGGGCGAAGGACAUGAUCGUGCUCCUUUAUGCGAGACCUACGCCGCCGGUUUACUCUGCAUUGAAUGGAACAGAAAAUGGAAGAGAACACCACGUGUUCGGUACCCAAGAGGAUUUCGUACCCGAUCUUCAAGUUCGAGAAACAGGGCGAUCCUUUGCAGAAGAUGUGACCGCCACAUUGGACAUGUACGGCAGAGACCUCGCUGAUUCGGUCACGGAGAAAGCCAGGAACAUCUGCAAGGAUUAUGGCAACGUCAAGGUGGACGUGAAGAUCUCGGUGGGAGACGCAAGAGAAGUCAUCUGUCAGAUGGUGGACAAGCUGGGCGCGGACCUGUUGGUCAUGGGCAGCCAUGGCUACGGCUUUAUUAAGAGGGCGCUGCUGGGGAGCGUCAGCGACCACUGCGCUCGAAAUGCGAAGUGCCCUGUUCUGAUCGUGAAACAUCGAGAAGCUUAAUUGAUGCAUGUUCUUUUGGCAAGCUUUCUUCGAAUAAUCCAGUCUUAGAUCUGUGCAGUCAAUGUGUUGAUGUGCGUCUGAGACAGUGAAAUAGGAGAUGAUGAGAGAUGAAUGAAUAUAUAAAUCCCUUCACAAUA
Messenger RNA from Musa acuminata AAA Group (dessert banana), 736 nucleotides. Its product is annotated as universal stress protein PHOS32-like. NCBI's taxonomy places the organism in Eukaryota, Viridiplantae, Streptophyta, Magnoliopsida, Zingiberales, Musaceae. The transcript is spliced from 5 exons. Bases 21 to 599 code for a protein of 192 amino acids. The record is from RefSeq and is a predicted model, not a curated record.